AGACAUAUCACCCGGCGGUCGUGGCUUCAGAAUUCCAUACCCUCAGCGGUAUAAUCGAGAAUAGAUACAGAUACGAGCAAGGCUUAUAGAUGAGAUACAGUAGUCCUCAACCCCCGCUUGAUCACCGGCUUAUUCGAUUCCGGUGGACUUGAUUAUACGUGAUCGGCUGGUGAUUGGCUUCUUGCUUUUUGCCAUUUAUUAGACUUAGAGACUCGAUACCUACUGGACCGAAACAUAUACGGCGAAACAGUACAAGAAGACAUACCUUCGUUAAAUCAUGGUUUCAAGAGACAAUUUUGAAUUACCUGCUCUCUCUCGCGCUACAAGCAAACGGUCCAGAUGCUCGAGUCGCCUAGCCCCUGAAGUCUCUUCACAUAAAUCAAGUUCUCGUCCUCCGCCAUACUUGUCCGCUGCCGGGUCUGAAAUAGGACGACGCUCAUCUCGCUCCUCUCGCCCUAGGGCCGAAAGCAGCGGUGAUGAUGGCGUUCGAAUGCUGCCAGCACGACCUCAAAGAGCACACCGAAGCUCCCACUCACGAGCCACUCAGGGAGAUGUGCCAGAAAUUAUGAACUCGAGGCUGAGGGCUGAAGAUAGACAUUCCUCACGUACGCCUAGCCACGGAGCAGUUCAUGGUCCUGACUAUGUUCCGCCGCGUGUACCGAUCCCAUCUUUAAACCGUGGCCCAUCUAUACUUGACCGCCCCCCUUUGCCUCCGGGUUCGUCUGCUUGGCGUCGUCAUGGUCCGAUCCCCUGGAGGGUAUUUCUAAACGGACCUCCGGCGGAAGGUCAAUCUUGGAGAACUACUCCCAGCAAUCUUGAUAGCCGCGGUCAGCAGCUGGGCCAGCGGACGGGCCAGCUCACAUGGGGAGUAAGCGCAACACCAAAUUAUUGGGGAGUACACCAUGACAACCCCAAGUCAUGGAUAGGGGGAGGUUCGGAUAGCAAAUGUGUAUGUUGGUGGCUUGUUGUUGCUGUUAUCCUUGGGACAGCAGUGGCUUUGGGGGUGUACUUCGGUACCAAACACUGAUGCGUCAGAGUCGAAGUAACAGGUCUCUUUUUGUCUGCUGAAGAACUUCUUAGCAUUCUAUGCUAUAAGUCGAGAUUUAUGAGGACCUAUAUCAUCUCAUGCCAUAUCAGCUCCUUAUGUCCCACCCCAGAGACUGUUUGAUUGAAAUUUUCUCUCCGCUUUUAACUUGUUCUCGCUGCAAGAGAUGAUCAUCCUUCACUACAAUCAUGGUCCUACCGGUGGAGAAUAUGAAUCAUUAUAUAUUCGGAAGGGAACGCCAUGGAGACACACAAUCAGCGGGAUACAGACACACCAUUUGUCCAAGAAAUAUUCAAUAUAUAUGGCAUUGUGCCCGCGAAUAUACUUCUGCCGGCUUUCGCCUUUACGCCGUAGCAGUCGUGGAGUUACUCGACGUUUAGUUAGAAUCAAUCAAACACCAUUCAAAUACCAACCCAAAUGCUUGUGCCGUGUCUUGGUUUGUUCCGUUGAAUUGUAAAUUUAUUUAAAACCCCGUAAUAU
Molecule: messenger RNA, 1525 nt
Organism: Trichophyton rubrum CBS 118892
Lineage: Eukaryota; Fungi; Ascomycota; Eurotiomycetes; Onygenales; Arthrodermataceae
Exons: 1
Coding region: 278-1027 (249 amino acids)
Source: RefSeq, a predicted model, not a curated record